AUGCUCAAAUUUCGAGCCGCCUUAACGGCCUCUGUACAGUGUGGCGGCUUUGAUCUUCGCAGACAGCGCCUCCACGCCCGGGCCAUGGUCAAGCAGAAGGCAGCCAAGCAGUCCGCAAAGAAGAAGGCGAAGGCGAAGGCGGCCGCAAAGAAGAAGAUUGUCAUCAAAAAGCCCCCCCAUAUCACAAUCGACGCUUUCAAAUAUGUGCUCUGCUGGAAGGUCGAGGUCACUCGGACAGAGUGAGCUCACAUUGGAAGACCAUUGCACACAAAAACCUGGACAAAGACACGCACUGACGUUGUCACGUUGUGUAUGCGUGUCCGGCAGACACAUCAAGAAGGACGAUUUCGAGCGCGAUGACUUAUAUCGCGAGGGUCGCUGCGAGAGGGAGACGGUCGGCUACUUUCGGUCGGUGCGUGAGGCCCGCAACGCUGCCCGUGAUCGAUUGCGCCAGGAGGUAGAGGAUGGGCUGAUGUACGAGGAGUCCAUAAUGGUGUCUGACAAGGACGGCGUGUGGAGCUGCACCGGGUCGAGCGGCGACGACGAUGACGAUGGGUUGUGGGGGGACGACGGGGAGUGGGAGGUUAAGGUGACGGUCCAGGAGGCCUAUGCACCGGACAACCCGAUUGACGAUAGUGAGCCGCACGUUGACCGAAUGAGGGGACGUGCAAGCACAGCGUGUGUGCGUGUACAGGUUGGGAGUUUGACCGUGAGGAGAAGCCUUUCGACGGCGAAUAUGGUGACGACGAGGAGGAGGAAGAGUGAUGUAACGUAUCCGUUCACAGGGUCGUGACGGGAUAAAGAUGGUCGUCUGUGGCUGGGGUGGGUAUGGUGCGGUCUGUGUGACGAAGGUGUGACUGGUUCUAGCUUCUUGCUGCUCUGAAUGCCUCCCUCCUAGGUGUGUGGGUGUGUCCAUGAG
Vitrella brassicaformis is the source of this 919-nucleotide messenger RNA. The record is from the annotation of a GenBank genome assembly. NCBI's taxonomy places the organism in Eukaryota, Vitrellaceae.